UUAUUCGGUUUUCGGUUCGGUUCGGUUUAAACAUGUUAAAUAACCGAUCAAACCGAAAAACCGAACCCAACCCCUUCAUUCAUCCCUGAACCCAUGAACCCCUUCAUUCAUACGCUUCUUCAGCAGCCCAACCCCUUCAUUCAUCCCGUUCUCCUCUGCCUAUCGUACGCUUCAGCAGCCUAUCGUACGCUUCAGCAGCCCAACCCCUGAACCCCUUCAUUCAUCCCGUUCUCCUCUGCAGUCUCCUCUCCUGAACCCGAUUCCCCCCCGAACCCCUAUUCUCUCUCUCGAAUCCCGAUUCCUCCCCCUGGCCUCUCUUUCUCUUUCACGUCGACCUCCGACCGCUGACCGUCGACCAUCAACCUCUUUCCCGUCGAUUUGGUGAGUUUCGCCGCCGACCGUGGACUGAUCUCUUGAGAGCAGAUGAAGCAGUGAUUACAUGAUUUAGGGAUUUCUUGUCUGCGAGAGGGAAAAACAGCAAGGAAGAGGAAGAAGAAUGUUCUGAGUUAUGGAACACUUGGGCAGGUUCCAAAUUAGAAAUAAAAAAUUAAAAAAAAAAAAUUUCGGUUUUAACCGAACCGAACCGAACCGAACCGAUUUUUAUCGGUUCGAUUCGGUUCGGUUAUACCUCCAGAAUCGGUUUUUUCGGUUUUAAAAAUUUCAGCAAAUCGGUUUUCGGUUUUAUCGGUUCGGUUCGGUUCGGAACCGAACCGACCGAUUGCACAGGGCUACCCUUUGAUAGGGUUUUAUUUGAGCGCUGAAACGCAGUGCAAGAUUCCAGGAUUCAUAUAUGGCGUCUGCUUUAUCAAGAAGUGCCGAUCAUUUCUUCAACGCCCGUCGGUUUACCAGUCUUCGCUUCCUCAGUCAAUGCAGACCGUCCGUGCCUCCGCCGCCUCCGCCGCCAGUACCAUCACCGGCGCCGGUUCUCGAGAAUCGAAAUCUCCCUCCAUUUCGCUCGGCUGUACCUGUAGAUAUAGGAGUGCACUCCAUUUGGAUUCAUCAAAGAUUUUUAUCUAGUGCAAGUGCAAACGCUGGCACUGUUAGCUCAGAAACAUCAAGAAAAGCUGAAGACGCUAAAUCUGAUGGAGGUGAGAAGUCUGGUGAUUCGCAGCAGGACAGUGAUGCGGGAAAGCCUGUACGCGGAGGGCCUAUAUCGUGGUUGAGUUUUCUGUUGCUGAUGGCCACUGGAGUUGGAAUAAUCUUAUACUACGAUAAGGAGAAGAAGCGGCAUAUUGAAGAAAUAAAUAAAGCUUCUGAGACUGUCAAAGAAGGACCAUCUGUGGGAAAAGCAGCCAUCGGGGGCCCAUUUAAUCUCAUCAAUCAUGAAGGAAAGCAAGUAACAGAAAAAGAUUUUCUGGGGAAAUGGACAAUAAUAUAUUUUGGUUUCACUCACUGCCCUGAUAUUUGCCCAGAUGAGCUGAUAAAGCUAGCUGCUGCAGUCGAUAAAAUAAAGGAAAAGGCAGGGUUUGAGAUUGUGCCUGUUUUCAUCUCUGUCGAUCCUGAGAGAGAUACUGUUGAGCAAGUGCGCGAAUAUGUCAAUGAGUUCCAUCCUAAUUUAAUUGGGUUAACUGGCAACCCUGAUGAGAUAAAGAAAGCUGCUCGAGCAUAUCGGGUCUAUUAUAUGAAGACAGCAGAGGAAGAUUCAGAUUAUCUGGUCGAUCAUUCCAUAGUCAUGUACUUGAUGGAUCCUGGCAUGCAAUUUGUAAAGUUCUUUGGGAAGAACAAUGAUGUGGAUUCACUGGCAGAUGGUGUUAUUAAAGAGAUAAAGCAGUACAAAUCAAAAAAGUAGACGCCUGUCAAACUCUCUAGCGUCUCCUCUUAUCCCUUUUUUUUUAUGUGAUAGUUUCCUGAAGAAUUAAAGAUUAUAUUUUGUUACUGGCCUGGUAAUUGUUUCCGGGGCAUCCCAAAAAUGCUGGGGACUCGAGCUAUGAGCAAUGAGAUGUCAGUCAUCAAAUGUAGCAAUAAUUUUUGAAAUAUGAACCGAUGCAAUUAUUUGUUUUAA
Messenger RNA from Manihot esculenta (cassava), 2002 nucleotides. Its product is annotated as protein SCO1 homolog 1, mitochondrial. The coding region runs from base 791 to 1789 and encodes 332 amino acids. The transcript has 8 exons. The record is from RefSeq and is a predicted model, not a curated record. Gene Ontology annotation, biological process: mitochondrial respiratory chain complex IV assembly. NCBI's taxonomy places the organism in Eukaryota, Viridiplantae, Streptophyta, Magnoliopsida, Malpighiales, Euphorbiaceae.